Molecule: messenger RNA, 1105 nt
Organism: Camelina sativa (false flax)
Lineage: Eukaryota; Viridiplantae; Streptophyta; Magnoliopsida; Brassicales; Brassicaceae
Product: zinc finger protein ZAT6
Biological process (GO): regulation of DNA-templated transcription
Cellular component (GO): nucleus
Molecular function (GO): DNA-binding transcription factor activity; transcription cis-regulatory region binding
Source: RefSeq, a predicted model, not a curated record
AAGUGAUUAUCGACUUGUUCACUCCUCUUCAACACUUUCUCACCUCUUGACACGCAACUUCCUCUCUUCAGACUCCUCUAUAUAUAUACACACCCACUUUCGUUUCUUGAUUCUUCAUAAUCAAAUCUUUUUCAGAUAUAAUACUAAUAAUAUCUUGUCAACUUAGUAGUCUUAUCAAAAAAAAAAAAAAACUCAAGACAAUUAAUGGCGCUUGAAGCUCUUACUUCUCCAAGAUUAGCCUCUCAGAUGCCGACUGUGUUUCAAGAUUCAGGAGUAGGGUUUCAUGGGAGUAAAGGCAAGCGAUCUAAGCGAUCAAGAUCUGAAUUCGACCGUCACAGUCUCACGGAGGAUGAGUAUAUCGCUUUAUGUCUCAUGCUUCUUGCUCGAGACGGAGAUCGAACCCAUGACGUUAACCUCCCUUCUUCACCGGCUCUGUUUCCUCCUACUCCGAUCUACAAGUGUGGCGUCUGUGACAAGGCGUUUUCCUCGUACCAGGCCCUUGGUGGACACAAGGCAAGUCACCGGAAAAACUUUUCGUUGUCUCAACCAGCCGGAGGAGAUGAGCUACCGACGUCUUCGGCCAUAACUACAUCUGGUAGCUCAGGCGGCGGCGGGGGAGCAGGAAGUGUUGUGAAGUCGCACGUUUGCUCCAUCUGUCAUAAAUCGUUCGCCACCGGUCAAGCUCUCGGCGGUCACAAACGUUGCCACUACGAAGGAAAGACCGGAGGUAGCAGUAGCGUAUCGAAUUCGGAAGGUGUGGGUUCUACGAGCCACGUCAGUAGCAGCCACCGUGGGUUUGACCUCAACAUCCCGCUGAUACCGGAAUUCUCGAUGGUCAGCGGAGAAGACGAGGUGAUGAGUCCCAUGCCGGCGAAGAAACUCAAACAUAACUCUUCUUAGGGGGAAAAACUUUAUAUAGGGAAUUCGUUUUUUUACUGUACAUUCGAAAUUUCGAUUUUGAUUAAUAUCUUUCUCUUCAUUGAUAUAAUUAAUGAUUAUUUCUUGUAUAGUAUUUUGCUUUUUCUUUUAUUUAACUUCAAGUUGUAAGACUGACAUGGUUUUGAGUCUCAAACCAAGAAUAUCAAACAUAAUAUUAAUUCCUUUA